GCAGAAGUAUCGAGUGCAUUGACUCCGAACGCUAACGAGCGCCUUGACUACAAACGACGCCGCUCGCCGUCUCAUUGGUCCACUUGAUGUGGCCGCGGUUUACCCGCAAUACGUGCAUCGACAAUCCUUCCUAAGCUGUGCCGAAGGCAGUGUUGGCCAUCGCGUCAGCUCGUGGCCCUAGACUUCGUACCGCUCCCACGAAACCGUGCAGGUCUGAACCCUCUUUCUAAGCUGGCCAGGAUGUCUGGAUCGAUCAUGCGAAGUAGUGCCGUGGUGUCAUGACUUCCCCUGGCUUGCGCACGAGGCCAGGCUGAAGCGGAUUCUAUAUAGCCAGCACGGCUGGACACACACGGGGCAAACGCAGCUGCAACACGCCUGGCUGCGCGCGCUCUUGACGCUGCAACAGAGGGCCCCAUCCGGCAAAUUCAUGGUCCCCGUCUCGAACGACAUCCACAGAGUGGACAUCCACAAAGUGGAUGCUGCGAAACCUCCAUCGCAGGUCGACAGGAGGAGGCGCGUUGUAUUCGGCAGACUCGGGCACGACUACUGCAGAACUUGUCGGUACGUGAAUCCUCGCGCAGAGCCGGAAGCCUCGCUGCGACAACGCCGCACGCUGACCGAACGCAGUCGACGCAGGGUGAAAUGCGACAGGACCCGGCCGUACUGUCAGCGAUGUCAGGCCCACGGGCGUCAAUGCGAGGGAUACAGCAGCUGGGAACUGGACAUCAAUCCCUUACCUGUCUCUGAACAUGCCACCGUCCCUGCCACGGCUGAAGAUGCCUACCUCCCCGUCGAGAUUGCCAAUGGGUCCAUGAAUCAGGCACAGUUGCUGUCAACCUUCCUAACAGAUCGCUUUGCCGACACCUCAUUAGCUGCGGAUCCCACACCGCACCUGCCACGAACAUCCAUUCCGCACCUGUGGGCCACAACCAGCAUGUCUGCGCCGCUCGUGCAGCAUGCGUUGAACACCAUCUGUUUGGAGCACUUCGCGGCCAAGACCAGUUCCCGCGUGCAUAUCGAGUAUGCCUUGGCCUCACGCGGGAACGUGCUGCGUAUGCUACAGCAUGCCUUGAUUGCGCCAUUUUGUCAUCCCCGAGACAUUGUCUUGACCCUCAUGAUCAUGAGCUUCACCAGCCCGGUGGGAAAUGACACUGGUGCAUCUCGCAUCCAUGUGGAAGGCGCACUACAGUACCUUACUUGCCGAGAGCCGGCAACAUUCGAUGGGAACGAGCACUUACACCUCGUCUUGAUGCGCCACUUACGGCCCUUUGCGCUCCACUGUGGCAUGGCACAGAGGAAAGAGAUUGUUUUCCGACACCCAGCGUGGGCCCGAUUGCCUCGUAAACUCGGAGAGGACGACGCCCGGGUCUACAAAGCAGCCUGUUGGCUCCCGAAGGACGCCGACUCUACCAAGGUCUUCAGAUGGCAACAACCCGACCUCUUCUCCGAUGGUGCUGCCGGGCGAAACAUCCCAAGAGAUGUCGUCAACUCACUUCCCAGCUUGCUGGAAAAGACAGACGAAUUUUUGACUCAAGAUGCCAAUGGCACUCCUAAGCUGUCAUUUGCUGCGGCCACGUCGCUCGUGCGCCGCUUUGACAACAUCCAAAAGUCGUCUGUCCUGCCGUCCAAAGUAGAGGCCGGGGCGAACAGGGUAUCGAUCCGCAACAAUGACAUCGACUCAUUCCGGAUGGACGUACAAGCACAUUACUACCUUUACAGUACUACAUUCGUGCGCGAACACUACACGUUUGAGAUUCCUACCUCGGCAUACACCAGCGUGACGGUCAGCGCGUUCGGCCUGUUGGUCGAUUGCGCGCUGCUGCAGAUCAUCAGCCACGGAAUGACACGCUACGGACUUCCGGCUGACUGGACGGGAGUCUCGCGGCGCGAUGUAGAGCAGCGCGCUUAUCAGGCAGCGUAUGAGGUGUGCCAGCAUGUUCACUUCUACAGUCAGCGGGGCUUGACCGCCGCCAGGAUUAUGUCAAUCUGGGUGACUUAUGCACGCAACUUUUUCGACAGCUACGGCGCCGAGGUCGAGAGGGAGUGGUGUAAUGGCUGCCUGGAGGCGAUUGCCUCGCGGAUACGCCAACUCGAGGCAACCUCGUACUCGCUUUGCCCCAUGAUCGAUAUUUUGGAUCGAAUCUCCGGAAGCUUCCGUUAUCAGCGCCCUCCUGGAGACGACACGUGGAAGACUCGCGCGUGGCCGUUCCGAUGAGAACGCCAUCAGUAGCCCAGCGUACAUAGAUCGGCCCCUUUCAACCCUCACUGGAACGAACCCGCAGCGGAGGCUGUCUCAUGCACCAUGAACAACGGCGUGGUGGCUACGUGGGCAGACGCCACCGCUCCCUCCCUGACCCUACCAGAAAGGAAUAGUCGU
Molecule: messenger RNA, 2377 nt
Organism: Neohortaea acidophila
Lineage: Eukaryota; Fungi; Ascomycota; Dothideomycetes; Mycosphaerellales; Teratosphaeriaceae
Exons: 2
Coding region: 428-2215 (595 amino acids)
Biological process (GO): regulation of DNA-templated transcription
Molecular function (GO): zinc ion binding; DNA-binding transcription factor activity, RNA polymerase II-specific
Source: RefSeq, a predicted model, not a curated record